GAGCAUACAAACCCAACCCGCAUAUGUAUGUAUAUGUCUGCAUCUUUCUCUUUCUCUUUCCUGUCUUAAUUCUUUCGAAACUCUCCGCCAUGUGGAGGAGAAGUGCGAUAAAUUCCUUCCAGAACCAGAAGAUAUAGGUUUAUUGCUCUGCUCUGAUCGAUGAUGGCGAAUCAGACAGACACCAUCUCUAUUUAAGGCCACACCCGUUUUCUUUCCGCUUCUUAAAUUUCUCGAUUAUGCGUUUGUUUCUUUUCGCCCUUUCCGUUUCCCCUGUCCUAACUCCAUCUCCAUGUGCUCGGAAAUCGACCGCUUCUCUUCGUUUCUGAGGAGGAACAUGUCUGGAACCAGAAACACGCUUUUACCCCAUGUCAAGGAACAAGACGAGGCGAAGUCGCUAGAUGGUGAAGAAGAAAAAGGAGAAGUCGCAUUUCUGACGGAAGGUAAAGAAAAUUCUAAUGAUCAGAAGGAAGUCGAAAAAGUCGCGACCGAAGACGAAGGAAGCGCUGAUCGUAAGAAUAGGGUUUCAGUUUCGGUUUCAAUUUCGGAGGAGAACGAGUCAACAGACGGCGACGGCGACGGCGACGGCGACGGAUUUGUAACUCCGACAUCGGCGGAUCACAAAAUUCCGGCGAUCAUUCACUGCCCACCGGCGCCGAAGAAGCCCAGGCCGGAGCCGUCCAGAAUGAAGCGGAAAACAUCCCCGCCGUUGCCUUGCGAACUGGAUUCAACGGCGGAGAUUGAAUCCAUUUUCCGGCCAAUUUCGAGUCAAGAUACCGGCGAAGAGCAGAAAUCGAAGAAAGCUCGAAGGGAGGGAGACGACUGAGGAUCGAUGAAUGUAGUUAGGGUUCAUCCCCAUUUUCGCCACUACAAAUGGUACGGUAUUAUGCUUAAGUUAGGGUUUCUGUUGCAUUUUUUUGUCCUCUUUUCCAUGUUGUAAUGGAUUCCCAAAACUGACACACCAUGUUUACAGAGGAAAUUUUACAUGUGAUUUUAAUCCAUUUCCUGCUUGUCCUUAUCUUCAAAUUCCGGUUUUGAUAUUGUGCAAUCUCAAAUCUUAUACGAAGUUGAGUAAUGCUGGCAAAAGAGAUGACAAAUGCUUGCAGUUGCAAACUUUUUGAGC
Molecule: messenger RNA, 1120 nt
Organism: Andrographis paniculata
Lineage: Eukaryota; Viridiplantae; Streptophyta; Magnoliopsida; Lamiales; Acanthaceae
Product: cyclin-dependent protein kinase inhibitor SMR3-like
Exons: 1
Coding region: 290-823 (177 amino acids)
Biological process (GO): regulation of DNA endoreduplication
Source: RefSeq, a predicted model, not a curated record